Cucurbita pepo subsp. pepo (vegetable marrow) is the source of this 2041-nucleotide messenger RNA. RefSeq names its product zinc finger CCCH domain-containing protein 12. NCBI's taxonomy places the organism in Eukaryota, Viridiplantae, Streptophyta, Magnoliopsida, Cucurbitales, Cucurbitaceae. The record is from RefSeq and is a predicted model, not a curated record. Gene Ontology annotation, molecular function: mRNA binding; metal ion binding.
CAUUUUUAUCGCGCGGUCCAAAUCUAACCUCUUCUUCUACUCUAUCUAUAUUUCCUUCGACCUUUGAACCCCACGAGCCUUGUUUUCCGCUCGCUUGUUCUUAUUUUUCCCUUUUGUAAUAUUCAUGAUGCUCUUAGAUCUGUCCGAUCUUCCUACUAACUUUCUCUUCCACUUCUCUUCGAUCUGUUUUUUACUUUCUAUUCUCAUUUCUCCACAAACUUCUUCCAUUCUGUAAUGAGUCGUUUUUGAGCUCUUCGACUUUCACGAGCUGAUGUUCUGUCGAGUUUAAAGAAACCCAUUUCCUAGAAGCUGGAAAAACUGUAGCUUUUGUUUGAUUCAGUGCCCAUGUUUUUUCAAUUAGGGUUUUCUGCGUGGCACUUUGAUGAUUUUGUAGCUCUCUGGAGGUAAGAAUUUCUGGGUUUUUUUCGUGGUGAGUGAAAUUGUUUGGAAUGGAUUAUAAUGGGGGAAACGUAGUCCAUGUGAUUCCCGGGACGAGCAGCGAGAAUUGGCCUGGCGAAGUUUGGGCCACCGAAGACGAAUACAGAGCUUGGAACAAUGGCGUUGAUGGGUGUGUCGAUACGCCCUCGAAUUCGAGUUAUGAUCAAAGGCAAUCCCAAAGCCGGUCCGGCAGCGAACCCCCAAAUAAGAAAUCGAGAAGCUCCCAGGAUGUUACGUCCUCGAAUCGAUCAAAAGCGAUAGGUAAAAUGUUCUUCAAGACCAAACUCUGCUGCAAAUUCCGCGCUGGAACCUGCCCUUACAUCACCAAUUGCAAUUUCGCUCAUAGCAUUGAGGAGCUUAGGCGGCCACCACCGAAUUGGCAGCAGGAAAUUGUGGCCGCCCAUGAGGAAGAAAAGGCGGUAUUUUUAGAGCCAAGGGAGGAAUUUCAGAUACCUUCACUUGGGACAUCAAAUUUUGGUUCCGAGUCGCAGAGGUCAUAUAAAGGACGACAUUGCAAGAAGUUUUACACCGAGGAGGGGUGUCCAUAUGGGGAUGGUUGUACAUUUCUUCACGACGAGCAGUCGAAGAAUCGAGAGAGUGUGGCAAUAAGCCUGGGUCCUGGUGGCUACAGUGGUGGCGGAUCAGGAAAUGGAUCAAACACUAAGCCUUCGAAUUGGAAAACAAGGAUAUGUAACAAGUGGGAGUUGACGGGAUAUUGUCCAUUUGGAAACAAAUGUCAUUUUGCUCAUGGUGCUGCUGAAUUGCACCGUUAUGGUGGUGGGCUUAUGGAGACAGAAACUAGAGACUCUUCAUCUGCUCCUCCUGACCAGAAGCAGGGAGUAUUACCGAAAGCUCCUGGCGACACGGUGGUUGCUUCUGUUCCUUCAGUUCCUCAUUCAGACGUUUAUCAUGUCGUGAUUCCAUCUCAGAGGUCAACCAUUGUAAUUCAAAGGUCAGGGCAGAGAACUCAUCAGAAAUGGAAGGGGCCCGAUAAAAUCAGUAGGAUAUAUGGUGACUGGAUCGACGACAACGAAUAAUAUUAUCCAAGCAAUCACCGAACGUGAAUAACGAGAACUUUAAGUUCCAUGGUUAACAAACAUCAUAAUGGACUUUGUCUCUCAUAAGUUGGCAGAUGAAGAUUCUGUUUGUUCAGGUCGAGUUUUGAUCGGUUCUUUACUUAUUCUCAUUUCCAACCCACUGCACUUCCGAUCAUCAAAAUUUGAGGCAUAUGGUCUUUAUCUGUUAGUAGUGUCUUUAUUUCUGUUGUUACUAUAUGUAAUCCUUCUCAUUCAAAGAAAAGGGAAAAUGUAUGAUUGUCACCACCUUCCCGGAUCAUCAUUGAGUGAUUCUUCUGUUUUCUGGGAAAGUCUUUAACCUUAUUGUAAUGGGAAUAUGAGUUAGUUCUUCACAUGAGGCAGGCAGCAAUUUUUAUACACCGACAUUGUGAUCAUUGAGGAUCCCCUAGCGUUGUAUUGGUCGUUGGACCGUUACGUUGUUCCCUUUUUGUAUAAUGAGUCCCUUUUUGUAUAAUGAGUCGUAGGUAGCAACAUUCUUGUAAUAGUUAUCGUUCGUAGUUUGUAUCUUCGUCCCAUCAUUUGUUGUU